AUGGAUGGGCAAUGGGAUAUCGUGAUUACUUCACUCAAGGAGUUAUACAGUGCGCAAGAUGCUACAAGUUUUGAUGACUCCGUGAAUGAAAAGCGCGCAAAUUUCCAAAACAUGACGCUGGAACAGUUGGAACCUCAGUUGCAAAACUUCGAGAGACACGCCGGUGUUUUGGACACUGCGCGCAAGCUGAUAGAAUCUAUUAAAGUAAAUCUUGAAGUCGUCAUUGAGCAUGUUAAGAGACAGGAAGAUGAAGUCGCUGCUGAGCUUGCGAAGACAAACCCAACAGGGGAUUCUAUCGGCAGAUGUUUCUGGUCCAGUCCGUUCAAUCCAAGUGAACCAGUACUCGUGGGUUCUGAAGUGGCUUUCAAGCCUAAACGCGGCGGAGAAGGCGAAUGGUUUGAAUGUCAAGUAACAAAAAUAUCUGACGAUGGGACGCGCUACGAGAUUCGUGACCCAGAGCCUGACGAGUAUGGGAACCCGGGACAGAUUUACAAAUGCAGUUGGAAAGAUAUCAUACUGAUACCCCCGGCUAGCCUUUCGAAGAGUCAAUUACCAAACUAUCCUCCAGGAACCAAGGCUUUGGCGCGAUAUCCGGAAACGACGACUUUCUAUCCUGCCGUAGUCACAAGUACUAAACGCGACGGAACUUGUCGUUUACGGUUCGAGGGAGAGGAAGAGGUCGAUAAAGAGACCGAAGUUAUCAGGCGAUUUGUUUUGCCUUAUCCAACGAGAAGAUGA
Molecule: messenger RNA, 738 nt
Organism: Lachancea mirantina
Lineage: Eukaryota; Fungi; Ascomycota; Saccharomycetes; Saccharomycetales; Saccharomycetaceae
Source: the annotation of a GenBank genome assembly